Molecule: messenger RNA, 2834 nt
Organism: Amphibalanus amphitrite
Lineage: Eukaryota; Metazoa; Arthropoda; Thecostraca; Balanomorpha; Balanidae
Gene: Schip1
Product: serine/arginine repetitive matrix protein 1-like
Exons: 8
Coding region: 29-1957 (642 amino acids)
Biological process (GO): positive regulation of hippo signaling
Cellular component (GO): plasma membrane; cell junction
Source: RefSeq, a predicted model, not a curated record
GGUUCCGAGCCAGGACCGAGCUGCCACCAUGGACAGUAUGCCGUGUAUGAAGAGUUACGAGUCGGAGGCUUCUCUGCUGGUGGGCUACCGACGUCUGGACUCGGCAGGGGACGACCUGGAACCGAUGACAAUCUGCUCCAGUGAAGACGAAUUCUCAGACUCAGAUUCGUCAGAUUUAGACUCGGCGUCGGACGUAGCCGGCAGCCCGCGGGCGGCCCGCCCUAUGACCGACGCGCUCGAUCUGCGCCCGCUGCUGGAGUCCCCGCGCCACCGCGGCACUACGGGCGCCGACCGGCCGGCCCUCUCUCGGCACGUGCCCUCGUGGGUCAUGCGCACUCAGCAGGACGACAGCAACGCCAACGCGGUACCGGCGCCGCUGGCCACCCUGACGGCUAUGUCCGGCCUCUCGCCGCCCAUCAGCAGCCUAUCGCCCCUCUCUCCGGCAAUAGAGAAGGCGGAGAUUGAGAAGAGCGAGAAACCCACUGAGAUUAGUGGGGAGAUCAAUGGGAAUAUGGUUGUCUACAAGGAUGGCGCACGGCCUAAGGCGACGUCCGAGAGGGUCAAGACGAGCCGGCAUGCAGGGGUGGUGAUGAAUAAGUCACCCAAGCAUCACCGUCGCUCUACUACGGCGGAAGAGCUGGAUCGACGUGAUCUCCGCGUGCACUUCAGUAACGAUGCAGGUGUGCCGCGCAAGCAGGAGAAGAUGAUGAUGAAUACUUCACUCAAGAUGAGUCUCGAGUCGCCGCGCCGUCCGCGUCCCAACACGCUACCGGUGGUGUCCCGCCAGUUGUCCCCGCGGCCCGCCCCGCCCCCGGCCGCCGCCGUCCGCCCGGCCCCUCCGCAGGUCGAGAGGCCGGCGCCGCCGCCAGGGGGACGCCCGGCGGCGCCGGUAGAUGGCGGGCCAGUCGCGUCGGGCACCAGUCCCGCGGUCAGACGCAGGGAGAGAUCGGGGAAUAGGGAGGAGAAGAAACAGUAUCGCAAGUCGUGCCCGGCUGGGCCAGUGAAGGAGGAGAGACCCAGCUCACCCGAUGGAUAUAACGGAUUCGACGUUUACAACCUGGAGACAUCUCUCCCUAAGAUCGACUGGGACGCCAUCGAGAAUCACCUGAAAUCAGUUCGAGAGGAAGAGAGAAAGCGUCGCAAUGACCGCGAGGCGAUCCGACGGAAGCUGGCCAUGGGCCACGAGCCGGAGGAGGGCGCCGCCGCGAUGGGAGCCGCUGCAGGAGUCCGGCCGGGCCGCAAACCGAGCCUGCAGUCGCGCCUGCAGGGCGGCAUGAACCUCCAGAUCUGCUUCAUGAACGAGACGGCCUCUGACGAUGAGGAUGAAGAUGAGGAGCUCGGCGGAGGCCUGCUGGCCAGGCGGAUCUCGGGCGCGGCGCAGCCCGAGCCAGCCGCCUUCCAGAGCCUGCCCGUCGACCUCAACGACUGGCCCAAGUUCAGCCAGCCGCCGCCGGUGGCGCGCGAGUCCGGUGAGCCGGCGCGCACGGCCGACUUUGUGCGCCACCAGGCGCAGCUGCAGGCCGAGGCGCGGCUGGCGCUGGCACAGGCCAAACAGAUGGCCAGGAUGCAGAUGGAGAUCGAGAGACAGAGCCGCAAGAGCCCCAUCUCGGACGUGGUCCGGGUGGCCUUCCAGAAGAUCGGCGUUCCGUUCCCGGACGGCCGACGGCGCGUCAGCCGCCAGCUGCUCACCGAAAUGAACAUCGCUCAGCUGCAGGUUAUCGUCAACGACUUCCACGCGCGCAUCGAGGGGUUAAACGAGGCGCUGGUACGCUACCUGAUGGAACGAGACGAACAGCACAUGGAACAGGACUCCAAACUCGUGCACAUCGAAGAUCUCACCUCCUACUUUGGCCAGAAGCACCAGGACGCGCCGCCGCCCCAGCCGCCGCCGCCGCAGCCGGCCGGCGCCGACUCAAAGCGCAAGCCGCUCCGAAUAGGGCUGGGCAGAGCAAAGUAGGCCUGCCGUCAGCCGCUGUAGGCAGCGGGAGGGAAACUGGAACACAAGUCUGUGUGUGGUGUGGUGAAUCUAGGUACGGCACCACGCUGAGCGUUUGGUGCUAGUGGUGUUGAGGGUGGACGUUUGGUGUGGUGCGAGUGUCCUACACAAGUGAGGCUCGGGAGGGAGCCUAUGAAGGACGACUGCGGGGGGUAACUAGGCGUGUGACAAGUCGAAUGCAGUGAAGUCCGUCGGCCUGGACAGUGCAUGGUCGCAUUCUGAUCGAUCUGAGUGAUGGACUGACACUGGACAGCGGGCGGCUGUGUGUAGGAGCGCGGGGCACGCAGCUCCUACGCACGCUUGGUGACGUGUGUGUGCUUGCGACCCACCCCACGAGUAUCUGUGUGCGUGCAACGCUCGCUUUGCAAAGACAUAACAGCGCGUGCGGCGUGCAUUGUAUCGAGCUUACGCCGCCGAAGUCGCCAGCGGCUCUCUUAUGAACGAGAUCUAUCGAAUAUUAUAUUAUAACCAGUAUUACUGUGCGUGCGUGGGGCGGCGAUCGGCUAGGCGUCGCUUGCUUUCUGUGCCGCCCGUAUAUACUGUUAUCUUGCCACGCGUGGAUCGGAGCCAGUCUCGGUCUCUGCACAUGCAGUGGACGCUGCCGCCGGCCGCGGCGCCCGUAUUAUGUAUAUGACUCAAAUAACUUUUAUACUUCGUUUCCUUAUGUGUAUGCCAUGUUUUAUUUGCUCGCGCGAUCCACAUUCCGCUUAUCCUGGCGGCCGUCGCCUCUGCAGCGUAUGUGUUGUAGUGGGGGCAGAGAUGUGGCCGCGAAGGGUGAUAAUGCUCUGGAAAUACUAGCAGCUGACACUCAGAACUCAGAAUACAUUCAGUUCUCUCA